Molecule: messenger RNA, 1275 nt
Organism: Aspergillus alliaceus
Lineage: Eukaryota; Fungi; Ascomycota; Eurotiomycetes; Eurotiales; Aspergillaceae
Product: esterase-like/phytase family protein
Exons: 3
Coding region: 1-1275 (424 amino acids)
Source: RefSeq, a predicted model, not a curated record
AUGCGCGGCCCUAACUACUUGAACACAAACGGAACUCUAAACUUCCAACCACGCAUCCACAAACUCAACAUCUCCCUCGCCCUGGCACGCAAUGCCUCGGCCCAAAAUCCCUCAGUCCCAAACCUCCAGCUCAAAUACCUCGACACAAUCCUCCUCACCGGCCCAGACGGCCAGCCCACAACCGGCCUCGACGCCGACGUCACCGGUUACGUCUCCUACCCAGGCUACCCGCCGCUCCCAGAAGCAACAUAUACCGGCGACGGCUUCGGCGGCGCUGGCCCAGGCGGGAAACGCAUCUCCCUCGAUCCGGAAGGCCUGGCCCUAGCCCACGACGGCAGCUUCUGGGUAUCGGACGAAUACGGACCCUACGUGUACAAGUUCAACCCAGAGGGCAAGAUGACCUUGGCCAUCCGGCCUCCGGAGGCGAUCCUGCCCCACCGCAACGGGACCGUAAGCUUCAGCGCCGCCAGUGCGCCCGUCUAUGACCCAAAGCGUGAAACGAACCCCGAGGACCCGCAGUCAGGCCGGAACAAUAACCAAGGGUUUGAGGCGCUGACUGUCUCCCCUGACGGCAAGACGCUGUAUACCAUGCUUCAGUCGGCGCUGAACCAGGAGGGCGGGCCGAAGAAGAAGAAUCGGCAGCCCGCUCGACUCCUGGAGUACGAUAUCGCCUCGGGAAAGCCCGUGUAUACGCAUGAAUACGUGGUUCUGCUGCCCAAGUAUGAGGACUACACGAAGAAUUCGUCGGUGGUGGCGUCGCAGUCGGAAAUGCACCUGCUUCCGACGGGUGAUUUUCUGGUUCUGUCGCGGGAUUCGGGCUUUGGACAUGGGCAGCAGGAAAGUCGGUCGGUGUAUCGGCAGGCAGAUAUCAUCUCAAUUUCGAAUGCGACGACGGAUUUGAGAGGGAAGUAUGAUGCGGUUGGGGCGAGCGUUGCUUCAUCGAAGGGGAAGUUGAAGGAUGGUAUUACGCCGGCGGAGUAUUGCUCUUUCCUCGAUUAUAAUGUCGAGUCGGAGCUGGCGAAAUUUGGGCUUCAUAAUGGUGGACCACAAGACGCUUCUCUUUUGAAUGAGAAGUGGGAGAGUCUUGCCCUAGCUCCUGUGGACCCGGGUCAGCGAAAGGGUCGCGGUUUGAAGAAGGAGUAUUUCCUGUUCAGUUUUAGCGAUAAUGACUUUAUGACCCAAAAUGGGCAUAUGAACUCUGGGCGGUUCAAGUACGCCGAUGGAUCUGGUUACAAUGUUGACAACCAGGCUCUUGUCUUUAGAUUGGAGUUCUAA